This is a messenger RNA of Rattus rattus (black rat), 928 nucleotides long. It is a transcript of the gene Spaca4, whose product is annotated as sperm acrosome associated 4. The record is from RefSeq and is a predicted model, not a curated record. The transcript has a single exon. NCBI's taxonomy places the organism in Eukaryota, Metazoa, Chordata, Mammalia, Rodentia, Muridae. The coding region runs from base 466 to 849 and encodes 127 amino acids.
UCCAGUGCAAAUUUGAACAUAUGGGGGUCUUCCGUGCAUCAAACGUUACCCUGUGGCCUCAGUGGGCCAUUGGUAAAGUGAGAUGGCCGAGGGCAGGCUGAGCUUGUCAUAGCAGCAGUGAGUUGGCAUUAUGGGAGUGUCCUUCAAGUACCCUUACCUUGCCAGGUGACAGUUCUGGUCCCUUCAGCCUGUGGUGGGUCAGACUACAACCCCUCCCCCACCCCUAGCCAUCAAGGAACCCUGAGUGUCUGUGAGGUCACUGAGUUCCAUGGCCCAAAGGCUUGUGGGCAGGGGUGCUGGCCCAUCUCCAACCCAAGGACUCAAGAGCUCCUGAGAAGGACACAUUGAACCAGAAACACUCCAGGACGAGGGGCAGGAGGUGUUCCAGGAGGUCACACUCGGCUAUCCAGGAGGUCGAGGAAGCUCCCGGCCUGGCUCGGGUGCUAUUCCCGCCGCCAGGCCACCAUGGUCUUUGGCUGGCUGCUGCUUCUGGUGUUGGUUCUUUGCCCAGGUGGGACAGGCAUCAAGGACUGCGUCUUCUGUGAGCUGACUGAUUCCGCUCGGUGCCCGGGCACACACAUGCGCUGUGGGGAUGAUGAAGAUUGCUUCAUCGGCCACGGAGUAGCCCAGGGCGUGGGGCCCAUCAUCAACAAAGGUUGCGUGCACUCCACCAACUGCGGUCGUGAGGAGCCCAUCAGCUACAUGGGCCUGACAUACAGCCUCACCACCACCUGCUGUUCUGGCCACCUUUGCAAUGGGGGUGCUGGCCUUGCCACGGGGGCUACCAGCCUGUCACUGGGCCUGCAGCUGCUCCGGGGCCUAUUGCUGCUGCUUCAAUACUGGCCGUAAUCCACAGGAACUGCAGGGCCUGGGGCUGUGCCCCGUGGCCCUAUCUCCAUCCCUUUUCCCCAUUAAACGACCAGAGGUG